ACCGUAUCGAGAGGUCAAGUCAUGGGUUUAGCAAAGGGCCCUCAAACUAGAUCCAGAAACGAGCACAGUAUCAAAACAUCUGUGAGGUAUGCAAACAGAAAACAGAGAACCCGCUCUCUUUGGGUUAGAUCAUUGCUCGCUCCGCCGCUUCCACAAAAGACGUUCUCCAGUUGAUCUCACACUGCUGGCCAAGAAUAACACUCUGAUGCGGGAAUGUCUUUAGUGUGGCUCUUCCUACUGGAUCUGAUGCUUUUGUCCGCCCUUGGCGGCGCAUCCUCAGCUUCGGAGCUCCCGCCUAUGAAAGCUCCUGCCUUUGCCCAGGUCACAUCACGCAGAAUCGUCCACAUAAGCAAAGGGCCAUCAGAUGGAGUAGCGGUGGAUCGAAAAAUUAAGUUUAUCGAGUCUUUGAACUCCUCGAUUCCGGACCCGCAUUGGAGGAAGUACAACAUGUGGCAGGCGCUAAGAGCUGAUGGCAGGACCAACUUCUGCAUACUGUUCUUUGCCGUUUAUAUCAGCUACCUAAUUUAUGUGUUGUUCUAGGUGGAUAUUUCUAUGAUUACAGAUCCAAGGAGGCUGUUAUCAAUUUUUCAUUAGAUUUUACUCCAAUGAUUCCAGUCAAAAGUUUUUAAAUAAUUUUAGUACUGCUAAGAUGUAUGAAAAUAGUGAAGUUGUGAAUAAA
Molecule: messenger RNA, 679 nt
Organism: Drosophila kikkawai
Lineage: Eukaryota; Metazoa; Arthropoda; Insecta; Diptera; Drosophilidae
Source: RefSeq, a predicted model, not a curated record